Molecule: messenger RNA, 648 nt
Organism: Dictyostelium purpureum
Lineage: Eukaryota; Evosea; Eumycetozoa; Dictyosteliales; Dictyosteliaceae
Exons: 6
Source: RefSeq, a predicted model, not a curated record
UCACAAAGUCGCAGAAACUCAAAUUCUUUCAAAGUCUUUCAAUCUCGAGUAAAAUUCAAAUCAAUUGAAAAAAAUUGGCAAUUAUGGAAUUAUGAUGCUUCAUCCUUCUGCUGGCAUCUCCCACCAUUUUUUCAACUUUAUAAAUGCAAACUUAUAAUCAGACUUACCAAUGGAUCAACCAGCAUAUCAACAGGUAUAAUAGAAGGUAACUCUUCAGACUGGAAAGACUCUUCAGAUGCAUUAGAGGACUCUUCAAGAGGUUCAUCAGGUGAUCAAAUAAUACCACAACAUCGACAACCAGAAACAAUACCACAGAAAACGAAAUCAAAAUUCCCAAAGGUUAUAUUAAAGAGUCAGAAAUCUUUUGGUGAUUCCCCUCGUUCAUCUGGUUCACAAUCUCCUUCAAGUGCCUCCGUUAGGGAAAACGAUCAAAUUACAAUUCUUCAAGAUAAAUUCAGUAAACAAUUUUUCAACACUGGUCAUGAUACUCCAGUUGCGGUAGCAUCAAGUUCAUCAAAAUACAAUGUUGGUAGUUCAAAUGCAGGCGCUAAUAGUUCACCGAUCAUCUCAUUGAAUACUUCAGAAGAAAUCAAUGGUUAUAGAAUAAUCAAAGAGAUUGAACAUGAAUUUGAAAGUUAUAGAAUUUAG